Molecule: messenger RNA, 4965 nt
Organism: Abrus precatorius (Indian licorice)
Lineage: Eukaryota; Viridiplantae; Streptophyta; Magnoliopsida; Fabales; Fabaceae
Exons: 8
Coding region: 1-4965 (1654 amino acids)
Source: RefSeq, a predicted model, not a curated record
AUGGAGAAGCACGUCGUGCAGAUCUUCGAGAGGACCAAGCGAAUCAUAGAUCAGUCGCGCCAGCAGUGCCAUCUUUGGGAGCACCACCUUUUUCCCAAACUCCUCCUCAACGGAAUUCCCCCUCCUCCAUGGCUCUGCAACUCUUCUCUUCACACUCGUCCCUCAGAUCCCCAAGAGUUAAACAAGGAUGAGCUUCUUUCCGAAGUUCUACUUUCGCAACCGCAAGUCGGUGUUCCUUUAGCAGGUCAUCAUUGCAAUCUAUACAGCAAUCUGGAUGCUGUAUCUGAUGGUGUUCAGUAUCCAAUUGGUUUGCAUGAUGAAGGUUGUGAUUUAAUAAAAGACUGCAACACGGGAGAUGGGCUUUCAAUUGUGCCAGAUUGCUCUGUCAAUAAUACUGGAUGUGCCUCAAGUGGUCCUCCUGAAUUGGAUUUUGGUGCUGAAUCACCUCAGAAUCAGUUGGAACCAAGGGUCUCAGGCUGUCACCAUGACCCAGCUCUGUCACUGGCAAAGUUGCAAAGGUCAAAGUCGAGGCAGAAGGCUCUGGAGCUACGUAAUAGUGCAAGAGCACCCAAACGCUGGUCAAGAGAUGAUAGUAAUGCUGGUGUGUGUGCUGGCACAGUUACAGGUUCUACAUCGUCAACUCCACAGGCAGAACAUCUAAUGGAGUCAGACUGGGUCAAAGAUUUUCGUUCCAACAUCCAAAGUUGUUCCAUGGAAGAAAUGGCACGACGUGAUUGUGUUACUCAAGAAGACAAGUCUAAUUACUCUGGCCGGAUAACAAGAUCUAAAAGAUUCCAAAGGUUAAAUUCUUCGAAUAAUGCUAGUUCUUCUGAAUGGGAGGAAGAUGGUCCUUUGCCUUAUGACUUGAACGAAUCACUGGAAAUAGUCAAUCGGUGUUGUGCUAUUACUGGAGGUUGUGGUGUUAAGGAAGCAAAUGAAGGAGAGUAUCAGAGGAGAGAAGCUGGAAGAAGGGAAAAGAAGAGGUUAACAAAAUCUAGAAGUUCUAGCCAGGCAAGAUGUAUUAAAGAAUCGUUUAAGAUUGACAACACCUUGAGCAGAGGCAAACGAACUGAAAUCUGUGAUCUUAUGCAACCAAUUACUCAUGUUGAUCAGACGCAUUUAAGCAAAGCAUCUGAUUGUAAUGAUGGAAGUAGGAGGAAUACAAUCAACGAUCGUGAUUUCAUCCUCAAUAAACAAGAAAGUAACAUUCAUGUAAAGUCUAUCGAUAAAUCAGCACAAUCAAAUGAACUUUUAAUUUCACAGAAUUCACAGAAUGUAGCAGAGCCUGUUGUUGGGUCCUUCGGCAGUCAAAAGGAUCCUGACUUUGCCGUAGUAAAAACAAAAGAUUGUUUAAGUAGAAGCUGUUUGGGAAAGGAAUACAUAACCAGAGACCCAGAGUCGCAGAAUCACCCUGAAGAAGUAUUGGAUUCUUCGAGAUCCAAUUCUUGUGUGCAAAAUGCUGCCUGCUCUGAAUCUGCUGGUAAAAGGUCUCAAAAUCUACAGCCUACCGAAAUGGUUGCUAGAAGGUCAUCUUCAAGUCCAAAGUAUUCCAAAUUAGAUAUAGAAAUUGCUAGAAAUUCUGCAGAGGAGGAGAAAGCUGCAACACUCACUACUUUUAGAAAUACAAGGGCUGUGACUACUUGCGCAAAAGAAGGGUCGUUAAUCCCAGUGAGUUCUUCCAAUUUAGAUGGCAAGUCUUUACUUGCAGAAUCAGUAUACAUUGAGACAGCUGUGGAUGGGGAGGUCACGAAUACCCAAGAAAAUAUACUAUCCGGUACCAUUCCCAAUGAUAAUGUCAAGCAGAGAUCUGCUGCAACUGGCGAAGUUGAUGCUUAUUGUGAUGGAUCAGUUGAAAAAGAUUCUAGUGUUAGCCCUAAGGUUGGGCUCAAUGUAUCAGUCUUGAAGCUUCCCUCUGAUGUUGUUAUGUCUGUAAUGCCUAAGCAACUUGAUUUUGAUGAUGUAGAAGAGACAAGUAUGAAUGUAAUUUGUAGUCCUGAUUUGAAAGAGGGCCAAAGGGGAAUGUCACCAGAAGAAGAACCUCUGAAUUCAUUGGAGCCAGUGAAUUUAGUAGAAGAGGAAACUUCUCUUGUGCACCAAAGUAAACACAAGUCGUUGGGGGAGAUGCAUUCAAUGGAAAUGCAGGAAGUUCUGAUCAGAGAAGAGGAGCCUCAGAUGAAAUAUUGUGAAAACCACUUUGAGGAGGAAGAUUUAACCAGCUCAGCGCUAAAUGCCAUGUCACCAAUCAAAGAGUUACCCAUGGUUCAGAAUGAUUUCUGCAUUCUUAGUUCUUCCUUGAUGAAUCAUUCAACUCCUUCACAAGUUGCAAGUGAAAAUUCAUCAGGAAGUUUGUCAAAAGAAGCCUUGACUUCCAAAUUUGUUUUAGUAAAAGGUAAACUGAAAGAUGAUGGAAGAAGUACUGGGCUGGCAGAUUCUUCUUCUGAAGCAGUUAGUGGAAAUGGUCUGCAUAAAUACACAGACAAAAACAUUACCAACAUCACAGUUGGGUUCCCAUUUGCUGCUCCCAUGGAUGAUAUGAAUGCUGGCUUAGCACUACAGGGCCAAAAUAGCAUUUUCUCAGCUCAAGAAGGUGGCUUAUUGGGGAACGCACUGCUCAGUGAUGGAAAAAUCACUGGCUCUUUAAAUUACUUUCAGCUUUCCAAAAGUUCCACAGAGAGUUUCACUUAUGAUGUGGAGCGUCAUCAUAAAAGAAGGAAGACUGAAAUUGAAACACACAAAUUUCUACCUGCCACUUCAAACCUCUUGGAAAAGCCGCUUGAUUCCACUGACCAAAGACCUAAAAGUAGAAACUUGAGUAUUGAGGAAGAUAUCCCCAGGAUUGUCCUAGAAGUUCAACAUUUGGCAUGUAAUCAGGAGGAUGAUACAAGGCAUCAGUUUGUUAGUAACUCAGAUGAAAUUCAGAACAACAGGAAAUGCCAAACAAUGGAAGGUUCUUCACUUAAGGCGAGAAGAGAAGAGAAACUUAUUUUGGAUGGAAGAGACAGAUGUGCGGACACCCUUCUGUUGGAAGAGGCUAAUAUGUCAGGAUUUGUUAUGGACUCAACAUUGAGGUGCAGCAUGGAUGAGAAGAUGGAUUCGUGGCAUCGUCAGGUUAUUUGUGGAGAAGAAAGUGCAGAACUUCUGGCUUGUGUUGAAAGAAACAACUCCAGUAGAAGAAUUUAUCCAGGAGGAAAUCCUAAAUUCUCAGAUGGUGUGCCUCUUUCUCCAGGAAUACAGUGCUUGGAUUCGAUUGGUACAGAUGAAACUUUACCGGAGUUUGAAGGGUUCAUUAUGCAAACAGAUAAAGCACAGCCAUGCAUUGCUGAGGACCAAAUAGAGUUGGAAAAGAUGAAUCUUCCAAGUAACUCAAUAGAUUAUACAUCCCAUGGUAAAUCUAGGUCCAUGCAUUCUCCAAUGUGCUAUUCUUCAACCCCAUAUAAGUUGCAUAACAUACCAGAGUUCUGUCAGUCUUUACCUAAUGGACUUCUGGAGGGUAUAGGUCAAAGGACUUCCCUUCCUCUUAAUAAUGGGAGUCCACGGUCUCUUUCUGAUGGCCAACCAAAUUGUAUGGGUCAUUAUACUUCUUCAGUUCAAACUCUUUGGGAUCGAAUUAAUUCAAACUUUGGCAGUUCAGGGAAGCGUAAGAGUUUAAAGCUAGAGCUUCCCUGCAUCAGUGAAGAAAAUGAAACUGUGGACGAGAUUGCUGGUAAUCUCCAAAGGGGUAUUAGAUCAGAAGGAAUGACUUCUUCAAUUACAAGAGAACCACUAGUGGAGAUUAUAGAUAAUCCAAACCCAUCUACAUCAAUUUUACAAGAUGAUGUAUUAACUGGUGGUCGUGAAGAUUGUAUAAGCACAGAAUUUAACCUCAGCGGGACUCGCAAUAAGGUAAAAAAUAAUGUUGACAAACAGAAUGGCAACAGGAGAAGAUUCAUGAGUAAGGGGAAGGAGAAUCAGAGUAUAUCUCUUGGAGCAAAUGGUGCCAAGAGGACCACUGAAUCAGUCUGCAAAAGGCCCAGUAGGCCAAAGUUAUCUGGAAAAGAUAGCAUGAAACGAGGUACCACAUAUUCCGAAGUAAAGUCUACAUGCAACAAUAUUGUAUCGAACAUUUCUUCCUUUAUUCCAUUAGUUCAACAAAAACAAGCGGCAGUAGGUUUAACAGGCAAGAGAGACAUUAAAGUGAAGGCCCUGGAGGCUGCUGAGGCUGCCAAGCGUAUGGCUGAAAGAAAAGAGAAUGAACGCAAGAUGAAGAAGGAGGCAUUAAGGCUUGAGCGGGAAAAAUUGGAACAACAGAACCUAAGGCAGCUGGAGCUGCAGAAGAAAAAGAAGGAGGAAGAAAGAAAGAAAAAGGAUGUGCAAAUGGCAGCAAAGAAGAGACAGAGGGAAGAUGAAGAGAAAAAGGAGAAAGAAAGAAAAAGAAAGCGUGUCAAUGACACAAAGAAGCAGCAGCUCGAGCAUGAGAAGAUACAUGCUAAAAAAGAAGAGAGAGAAAUACAGGGCCGAGCUACAGGUGAAGGAAUCCAAGAGAACAAGAAAUUUAUGGAUGCUGGAGAAAAUCAUAAGAACUUGCAAGAGCAAGACAAAAGAGAAGGCAAUCUGGAGAAAAUUUCUGAAACUGAAUCUUUGGCCAUCAGGAAUUCCGAAGUUCAUAUAACAAAAGAAAAUUGUCCUGAAUAUUUAGAAACUGUGAAUGAUUGUGUCAAUGAUGUAAAGGUAAUGAGCACUUCUAUCAAAGCCACUGAAGAUGAUGACUUGAUCAUCAAAAACUCACUUCAAGAGCAAGCAUACGAAAUCUCUCCGUAUAAAGGGUCAGAUGAUGAAGAUGAAGAUGAAGAUGGCAUCCCAAAUAAUAAGUUUAUCCCUUCAUGGGCAAGUAAGCGUAGCCUCUCGUUGAUUGUUUCUUCCCAGAAAAUAGACCCGGAAACGAUAUUUCCUCCACAAAGUUUUUGUACUAUAGCUGAAGAUUUUUGA